AUGGUCACCACACGCAACAUGAGGAAGCGCAAGUCUGGCGAAGCUCUGGACGUGGACCUCGACGCCGCUGCCCCAUCCUCCACGCAGAACAGCCCGGCCGCCGGCACUCCCAAGCGCCAGCGCAAGCUCCCCGUGCGCGCCAAGUCCAGGAAGCAAGCGGCCAAGGGCGAGCCAGAGGCCGACGCAGAGGACGAGGACGAGACCCAGGAUGCGAGCGAGUCCCCAGCCCCAGCCCCAGCCAACCCAUCAUCGCUGGUAGUUGAGAUCCGCGCCAAGACAGACGAAGAUGAGCAUGGUCUCAGCGGAAGCGCCGCCGAGGACAACGACCAAGGUGACGCCGGAACCGGGGCCGACGAGACCAUCAUCCCCGGCGCCGAACAGCCUGCGCCUGGGCCUGAGCCCAGCCGAAAGGACACGAUCAACGACUCGGACGCCUCCGAAGACUCGGACGACGAGGCGCCCGAGGCCGUUUCCACCUCGGCCGCUGCCGCCGCCGUCUUUGAAUCUGCCAGAGCGGCCAACAAGGCCAUUGCAGACGCACCGCCUUCCUCCAGGACCAGGCGCAGACCCGCAAGGCCUGCCGAACCCGUCACCCCAGCUCCUGCCCCGGCGUCCACCGCCACCGCCGCCGCCUCGCCGUCAGACGACAUGACGCCACGCACCCAGCUCGCCCUCGAGUCAAGCGCCGCCUUCAAGAGGCAGCAGCGCGCCCCGGCCCUCCUGCCAGCCGAGUUCCUCGCCUCAGACUCCGAGGACGAUGACGACGACGACGCGGCACCAAGUGACGCCGCCGCCGGGGCCAAGUCCCGCCCGCGCAAAGCCCGCAAGAUCGCCCUCGACAAGGCGCCUCGCGACGAGGUCGUCGGCACGACCGUCUACCGCGUAGCCAAGGCGCAGCAGGACCCGCGCCUCGCGCCGCGCGGCGGCCGCGCGAGCGUCAAUGCCAAAAAGGCGCUGCUCGUCCGCGGGCGGGCGGCCAAGGCCGGGACCAAGGGUUUCUUUGUGAAAUGA
Verticillium dahliae VdLs.17 is the source of this 1011-nucleotide messenger RNA. RefSeq lists its product as uncharacterized. The transcript has 2 exons. Gene Ontology annotation, biological process: rRNA processing. Bases 1 to 1011 code for a protein of 336 amino acids. Gene Ontology annotation, molecular function: snoRNA binding. The record is from RefSeq and is a predicted model, not a curated record. NCBI's taxonomy places the organism in Eukaryota, Fungi, Ascomycota, Sordariomycetes, Glomerellales, Plectosphaerellaceae.